Molecule: messenger RNA, 1001 nt
Organism: Synchiropus splendidus (mandarinfish)
Lineage: Eukaryota; Metazoa; Chordata; Actinopteri; Syngnathiformes; Callionymidae
Product: carbonic anhydrase 1-like
Exons: 7
Coding region: 143-925 (260 amino acids)
Biological process (GO): carbon dioxide transport
Cellular component (GO): cytoplasm
Molecular function (GO): carbonate dehydratase activity; zinc ion binding
Source: RefSeq, a predicted model, not a curated record
CUGCUGACAUCAUGAGGCCAACACCAGCCUGACACGCGCUCGGAAUCUAUAUAAGCAGCGCAGCUGUCAAGCGUCGGGCACUUUGCGCUCAGGACGACUCGCUGAUUUCAGGGAUUACAGAAGCAGAAGAACAGAAGCAACGAUGGCUCAAGCUUGGGGAUACGCAGCCGAGAACGGACCAGACAAGUGGGCAGAUAAUUUCCCGGUGGCUAACGGACCACGCCAGUCUCCCAUUGAUAUCGUCCCCGGAGAGGCGACAUACGACGCCGAGCUGAAGCCCCUCAACAUCAAGUACGACCCCUCCAACACCUUGGACAUUCUCAACAACGGACAUUCCUUCCAAGUGACCUUCGUGGACGACGCGGACAGUUCGACUCUGACCGACGGACCCAUCUCUGGCGUCUACCGGCUCAAGCAGUUCCACUUCCACUGGGGAGCCGCCGACGACAAGGGCUCCGAGCACACCGUGGCCGGAGCCAAGUUCCCCGCCGAGCUCCACCUGGUCCACUGGAACACCAAAUACCCCAGCUUCGGCGACGCCGCCAGCCAGGGCGAUGGCCUCGCUGUCGUCGGAGUCUUCCUGCAGAUCGGUGCUGCGAACCCAAACCUCCAGAAAGUCAUUGAUGCUUUCGAUUCCAUCAAAGCCAAGGGGAAGCAGACUUCCUUCGCCAACUUCGAGGCCGCUUCCCUGCUGCCGUCCUCCCUGGACUACUGGACAUACGAGGGCUCCCUCACCACUCCUCCUCUGCUGGAGAGCGUCCAGUGGAUCGUUUGCAAAGAGCCCAUCAGCGUCAGCUCCGAGCAGAUGGCCAAAUUCCGCACCCUGCUCUUCUCCGGCGACGGUGAGGAGGAGCGCUGCAUGGUGGACAACUACCGCCCCCCGCAGCCUCUGAAGGGCCGCGCCGUCCGUGCCUCAUUCCAGUGAAGAGCCCUCCCCCCCCUUCCCUUCGCCCUUCUCCACCCCCUCCACAUCAGUCACCUCGCACAUGAGGACGCACACA